AUGGCAUCUCCUGGCAUGGGAUACGUGCGUAAGCCCCUGCCGGUGAGGCGGCGGCCCGUCCCAGCGCCUGGAUAUGACCACCACCAAGCAGACAUUUACGACAUGUAUAUGGACGAAUCGCCAUCGUCAUCAGUUGCAUCGCCGGCUGAAGCAGUUUCAAGUAGUCAACAGCUGAGACCAAGCAAAUCAGCCGCCAAUCUCAAGCACGAGCCUCCUCCUCCUCCCUCGGUGACGCGAUCCGUCACCACGGCUCGUCUCCCGGAGAUCAGCACCGAAGGGCUCCCUGCUCCCGUGAGCAUGAUGCCCCUCUCGCCAUCUGCACCGCCGGAACUGCCUCUCCGGCGCGCUCAGAGUUCCUCUGGGCUCUCUGCUGGGGCUCCGCCUUCACCUAACUUCUUGCCGCAUCCGCAGCAAGCGGUUACUUUGCCCGUGGAAACGAAGCAGCAGGGUUCAAUCUGGAAGUCAGCAUUUGGCGAAGCGCAGUAUUUUGCCUCGGGCCUCAUUUCUCAUCCUUCAGAGUCUACGCGGCAUUACUCCAUUAUUCGGCACACUCGCGCAUUGAUAUGGUAUUCUGGUCCUUCUACUUCAGUCUCCAUCACAAUCCUCUCAGAUGAGCCUCUACCCCCUACGCGAACACUUUGGAUGCAGCAAAAGGGAUAUUCUGGUAACAUGGGCAUGGCUAUCAAGGCGUUGGCGGGAACAACCUCAUCUUGGAUCGACGUCACGCCUGCCCGCCAGGCUAACGUGAGUGACACGUCUGAGGCAGAUGAGCGUAGCUUGCAGCGAGAUCUCAAGCGCUUUGCGAAAAAGGCUUCGGGACGCCAAAAGAAGCACGUCCCACGAGAAACUCACAUCGUGCGCAUCCCCGCCACCGCGUCAGAUGGUUACUUUCGCCUUGUUCUCUGCGGGGGCCCCGAGGCAGGGAAGAAGGUUCUCUGCGGGAGUCCAGUGUUUCGCGUGGCGAGUACAUCUGCUGAUGUGAGCGUUGUGCGAGGUGCGAGUCUAAGUACGAUGCCGCUGGAGAUGGGCGUCAAGGUUGCCAGUACAGUAGGACAAGUUAUGGCGAGCAAGUAUAUCGGAGCGGCGAGUGCAGUGGUGAACAGCUCAGUAGGCAGCAUUGUGACGAAUUCCACGGUGAAGAAGGCUGGCACGAUGGCAUAUCAGAGUUAUCAGAUAACCGGCAUGGGAGACGCAGUGCAGGAUUCUUGGCGACGACAGAGAGAUCAACAGGAAAGAUAUGAUUCCUUGAUGGUGAAUGUACCGGUGAUUCACAUGGUUGGUUCAGAGAGCGGUCCCGAGGCGCCGUUUCCCGUGAAAUUCGAUGGAAAGGUUGUUCGAGGGACGGGGAGGUCGAUUGCAGAACUGGGUAUCCCAACGGCCAAUCUGAGCGGCGUGUCAGAUCAGGUCAAGGUUCGUAUGGGAGGUGUAUUCGCUGCUUGGGCUUGCAUACAACCCCCUAAGAACAGCAACGACGAUGCAAGCGGUGGAUUGAACGACAUGUUGCCCACCGAUUGGCUCGAAGCUGUCGUUACGAUAGCGCCGUCUCGACACGCACCUCCUUCCGUCGCCAUGAAGAACAACGUCAUGGUACACAUCAUCCACGACUUUGAAGAAAUGCACUUUGUUGACGCCAAAGUCAAAGUCUUGCUCAUGGGCUUCCUCCAUCCAGCCGCCAACCCGCAUACCCCGCCAGAGCAUCUCGCAGGGGAGCAUUCUCAGGACAUUAUGAACACUCUUGCCAGCUUAGGUCGCGCGGCUUGGGGCCCGCAUGAUACAGUGGCGAUGAUGAAGAGUGUGAAGAGUAGUCGAAGUCUUGGAGAGAGACUGGAUGAUACGACGGGGAGGGUGGUUUCGCAGGUGGACAAGAUACCGAUGCAUUGGGUUGGGAUGAGAUCUGAAGUUGGUGUGAUGCAGGAUAAGGUGUAUGGCAAUGGAGGAAUGUGGAUUGUGAGGUGA
Messenger RNA from Trichoderma breve, 1956 nucleotides. Its product is annotated as riboflavin kinase domain-containing protein. Lineage: Eukaryota; Fungi; Ascomycota; Sordariomycetes; Hypocreales; Hypocreaceae. Gene Ontology annotation, molecular function: riboflavin kinase activity. Gene Ontology annotation, cellular component: mitochondrion. Gene Ontology annotation, biological process: riboflavin biosynthetic process; FMN biosynthetic process. Bases 1 to 1956 code for a protein of 651 amino acids. The record is from RefSeq and is a predicted model, not a curated record. The transcript has 2 exons.